Manduca sexta (tobacco hornworm) is the source of this 1609-nucleotide messenger RNA. Its product is annotated as EEF1A lysine methyltransferase 1. The transcript has 4 exons. Bases 202 to 852 code for a protein of 216 amino acids. The record is from RefSeq and is a predicted model, not a curated record. Lineage: Eukaryota; Metazoa; Arthropoda; Insecta; Lepidoptera; Sphingidae. Gene Ontology annotation, molecular function: nucleic acid binding; protein-lysine N-methyltransferase activity. Gene Ontology annotation, biological process: methylation.
CAUGACACUAACCUAUUAUUAACUGCGUGACAGUUAGCCAAGUUGAUAUUCAAAGUAAGAUUAAAAAAGAUAAUUAUGGACCUGGGUUAAUUAAUGCCCGUGCUUGAGUGCAAGCAAAACUAGGCUUGCAAAUUAUGUUAACUAAAGUUGUCAUAUAUAUUAAAAAGUGCAUUUCAGGAGUGAAAUAAAUAAUAAAAGACAAUGGCAGAUGAUGAUGAUGACGUGCCAACUUUGUCAGCGGAGACAUUUGCAGCACUCCAGGAGUUUUAUGCUGAGCAGCAGAAAAGACAGGAGAUCCUCACCAAACUGGAGGCUGAUAACAAACUGAAUGAGAAUAUAUUGCUUGAAGAGAAUUGGCAAUUAAGCCAAUUCUGGUACAAUGAGGCGACAGUACAUUCUCUGGUGAAGGUGGUGGACAAAGUGGUGUCAGAUGGUGGGAGGGUGGCGUUGAUCUCUUGCCCAACACUAUUUGUGCCUGUGAAGAGGCAGAUUGGUGAUAGAGCUACUGUGUCUCUUCUAGAAUACGACAGAAGAUUUGAGAUCCAUGCGCCAGACUUCAUCUUCUAUGAUUACAACACGCCAGACAGACUGCCAUCAGAAAUGCACAACUCUUAUGACCUGGUGAUAGCAGAUCCACCUUUUCUUUCCGAGGAGUGCAUCACCAAGACGUCACAGACUAUUAAAUUGUUGUCCAAAGACAAGAUAGUAAUAUGCACUGGUGCUGUUAUGGAAGAACAUGUCAAGAACCUACUAGGACUAAAAAAAUGUGAUUUUGAACCUCGUCAUAGAAAUAAUUUGGCAAAUGAGUUUGUAUGUUAUGCUAAUUUUGAUCUGGAUGAGGCACUCAGGUGAUGGAAGUCUAAUGUCUUACCUGCAAGACUUUAAAAAUAUUUAUAUAAAUCUAUUAUUUACAUGGUCAUUUUGAUGUUGCAUUAGAAAAAUAAAACUCUGUACUUAUGUUCUUGAAAAUAAAACAGAAAUAAGUUACUCAAACCAUAGACGAUUCAAAAGUAUCUAUGGACAGGCGAAAGUAUUGUUCGUGAAUACGGGAAAGUUCGCCAGAUUAUAUAGUGGCGGCUAGUGUUGUAACUUCGUGUUUUUCUACAAAUACUUGUGUAAUGUGUAUUUUACUUGAUUUGACAAAUUAUGUCAUUUGGGCAGGCAACAUCUUCAUGUAAAAUGAAGUAUAAAUUAUAUGUCAGUUAAAAUGAUCAUAAGCCAGAAUGCAUUAUUCUAUCAAAUAUUAUUUAAAUAUUAUCUAGAUACUUUUCUAAAGAAUGUUUUUGGGAAUUCUGCAUAACUAAUACAACCUUAGUAUAUGGUAUAAAAAACGCUGUUUAAUUAAUUUGUCCCGCUUCUUCUGACGUUUAAAGUCUUUCGCCAUGAAAAGACAAAACAUUCAAUACCUAUCACAGAUGUAUAGAAUGCUUUUUAGGAGGUUAAUGGAUAUGGUUGCCAUUAAAUUGCGCCAUGGAAAUUCAUAAUUGUAAUGAAUACAUAAACAUUUGAUAAGUUGUUACUAAAAGAUAUUUAUUUACCUUUAUAGAACAAGGCCAUUGAAUUCACUUUACUAUAUUUAUAUGGGAAAUAAAACAAUUAAUGUAAAACA